Neospora caninum is the source of this 738-nucleotide messenger RNA. RefSeq lists its product as hypothetical. The transcript is spliced from 10 exons. The record is from RefSeq and is a predicted model, not a curated record. NCBI's taxonomy places the organism in Eukaryota, Apicomplexa, Conoidasida, Eucoccidiorida, Sarcocystidae. The coding region runs from base 1 to 738 and encodes 245 amino acids.
AUGGCGGCUCCAAGGACACCCUCCAAUUCCACGCCCUACUCUGCGGAGCUCCAGACAUUCCUUAUUACCAAGUUUGAUCCACUGCUGGCGAUCGUGCGCGAGCUUAACGAUAGAUUGCAGAACUCGGAAAAAGAACGCUACCGUCUCGAGAGACGCACCCAGCGUCUCGAGAGCCAAAUUCUGGCACUUAUUGAAACAGUGGAAAAAGGGAAGCCCCUAGAAAAGGUCGGGUUCGAUGACGACGACUCAUUCAACGUUGCUCGCGACGCAAUAAAACCUGAGGAGGCCCUUGUCGCCCCGUGGCUUUUCUCCUGCCAGACUGGAACGCCCACCUCGGCCCUCCAGGUGCUGCUCGAGUUCACUCCGGAUACUACAGAGGAGCUGGACGUGAAACUAUGGAAAAGAGAAGAAGAUAUGUGGAUCAUGUUCCUUGAAGAACUCCCUGACGCGUUCGCCGUACACAAGCCGGAGAGCCUGCAGCUUCUCGACCUCCGCCGUGCGGCCCGAAGAGCUUUGUUGGAACUGUGCCGGGGAGAGGCCCUGUUCAUCUUGCGGAACGUCCCUGGAAAGGCAGAAGCCGCCUCUUGCCCGACAGCAAUUACUCUUGUUGCAAUACUGGCGGCAGCACUCUCGGAAGCCUGGACAAGGGUCGAAGCAGCAGAGCCCGCCGCUCUUGGUCGCGUGGCCCUGGUUCUCGAAGUUCUCGCGACCAUGCGCUCAGCUCCCGCGGAAAAGUAG